Molecule: messenger RNA, 399 nt
Organism: Mucor mucedo
Lineage: Eukaryota; Fungi; Mucoromycota; Mucoromycetes; Mucorales; Mucoraceae
Exons: 2
Biological process (GO): intronic box C/D snoRNA processing; tRNA processing; nuclear-transcribed mRNA catabolic process, RNase MRP-dependent
Cellular component (GO): ribonuclease MRP complex; nucleolar ribonuclease P complex; cytosol
Molecular function (GO): ribonuclease MRP activity
Source: RefSeq, a predicted model, not a curated record
CCUGAGAUUCAGUCACGUUUACAUGUGGGUAUCAAUGAAGUCACUCGUUACAUGGAAUCCUAUAUUGCCUCCACACCUACCACACAACCCGUCAUGUAUAUCUGUAAACGAGAGAUCAAACCACUUCAAUUAUGCCAACAUUUGCUUUCUAUGGCUGCUUUAGCUAAAAUCAAAUUAAUCCCCAUGCCUGCAGAUUCUGAGUCCAAGUUGGGUCAAGCCUUGGGUAUCACUCGAGCAUCUGUUGUCUUGAUUGAGAUUAUGGAGGACAAGGAGGAAUCAUUACGUUUAUCAGCUCAGGAAGUACCUCUCAUUGAGGCUCCUUGGUUAUCCAACGCAUUAGAGCAAAAGGUUCAUUUUAUUGGGGAGAAUGUAAAGAUUUUGAAAACCGUGGCUCCCAUC